Molecule: messenger RNA, 489 nt
Organism: Necator americanus (New World hookworm)
Lineage: Eukaryota; Metazoa; Nematoda; Chromadorea; Rhabditida; Ancylostomatidae
Exons: 1
Coding region: 1-489 (162 amino acids)
Source: RefSeq, a predicted model, not a curated record
AUGGGAGUGAAAGUCGACCGUCGGCAGCUACACCAUUUGCGCUUUCCUGAUGACAUCGUACUGAUAACACAUAGCAUCAGCCAAGCGGAAAGAAUGCUGACCGAAUUCGACGAAACAUGUGGAUGCAUCGGUCUUCGGCUGAAUCUAGACAAGACGAUGUUCAUGCGGAACGGAUGGGUUUCGGAUGCCCCAUUCACGCUCAACGGAACGAAUAUAUCCGAAUGCACCAGCUACGUUUAUCUGGGUCGGGAACUGAACAUGAUGAACGACCUGACCUCCGAGCUGGGCAGGAGGAGACGAGCGGCUUGGGGAGCGUACAAGAGCAUCGAGGAUGUAAUGAAGAAGACCUAUGCUUCGGAAGCCUGGGCAUUUCGCAAACAGGAAGAAAACGCGGUGAGCGUCAUUGAACGCGCAAUUGAGAGAGUGAUGCUAGGAGUAUCCCGCUUCACGCAAGUCAGGGACGGGAUUCGAAGUCCUCUCCUACGUUAG